This is a messenger RNA of Psylliodes chrysocephalus, 1422 nucleotides long. Lineage: Eukaryota; Metazoa; Arthropoda; Insecta; Coleoptera; Chrysomelidae. The record is from the annotation of a GenBank genome assembly.
AGGGAAUUUGAAGGAUACCCUUUUGUUGGUACCUACAGAGCAACAACUCCAGUAUUACUGAUACGAGACCCUGAUUUGCUGAGAAAUAUUCUCGUCAAAGAUUUUAAACAUUUUCAAAACAACGAUGUGGAUAUUGAUAAAGAAGUAGAACCUUUAUUUGGCAGACAUCCGUUUGUCUUGAAAGGUCAGGAAUGGAAGGACAAAAGAGCUCAGUUGACAUAUUGCUUCACCUCCGGAAAGAUAAAAGGCAUGUAUGUUUUCCUAGAAACCAACUCAAACAGAAUGAUUCGUUACAUAGAGGACGAAAGCAAAAAAUCAACUGUAUUUGACGUGAGAGAAGUGUGCAUCAGGUUUACGUUGGAAAAUGUCUCAGCUUGCGCAUUCGGUUUGGAAGGAAAAAAUUUCGAUCAACCUUAUUCGGAUUUUAGAGAACUGGCUGAUAAAUUUUUAUCACCGGAAAGUAUGAGCAAAAUUAAAUUUAUAAUCUUGGUUGUCUGUCCUUGGAUAGCUAAAUUUAUGAAAAUGAAAUUUAUUUCUGCAGAAGUCGAAAAACGUUUAAUUGACAUGGUAUCAGAAACACUUAAGUAUCGUAAAGAAAACAACAUUGUUAGAAAUGAUUUUCUGGACGCUAUGAGUCAAAUCAAGACUGAAGAUGGUUUGUUUAGCGAAAUUGAUAUAGUUGCUAAUGCUGCCAGCUUUUUUGGAGACGGAUAUGAAACUAGUUCUAGAGUAAUGACGUUUGCGAUUUUUGAACUUGCACAAAAUUCUGGAGCGCAAGGGAGAUUGAGAGAAGAAAUUAACGAAACUUUGGCUAAAAAUGGAAAUAAAUUUACAUACGAAUUAAUAAGCCAAAUGCCAUAUUUGGAUGCUUGUCUACAAGAAAGUAUGCGAAAAGACUCUCUGGUUUAUCAGCUGAACAAGACAUGCACGGAAGAUUAUACUUAUAUCUCGACUAGCUCAGAUUUUAAACCAAUCAAGAUUAACAUUAAAGCUGGUACCCCCAUCGUCUUACCCAUUGAAGGAUUUCAUAAUGAUUCCAGGUACUUUGCUGAUCCUGAAAGGUUCCUACCAGAAAGAUUUUUGGAUAAACAGGAUGAUGGUUUCAGAAAGCAUACAUAUUUUCCUUUCGGUGAUGGUCCAAGAAUGUGUUUGGGUUUACGGUUUGGAAUAACUCAGAUCAAAGUUGGCAUAGCGCAUAUAAUUAAAAAUUAUCAACUCUCUGUAAAUUCUAGAACUCAACUUCCUUUGAAAUUCGAUCCCUACUACAUCAUGGCCGAUCCAAUCGGAGGGCUGUGGGCAGAUUUUCAUAAAAUUAAUUAAGAAGAGUUGUUAUUUUUUAUAAAUAGUAUUAGUUUUAUGUUCUAAGCUUACAUGUAUGUAUAAAUUGUUUUUAUUAAAAAAUAAAUUUAAAUUUAAAGUGUG